GUGUGUCGUGUACCUACCGGACACUUGACAGUUGUUCCGAAGCGAAAGCGUGUUUACUUUGAUCGGCGUCGGUGAGCGGUACAACACGGCGAUCAUGGCAUUGAAAGGCGGUCGGAAAAGUAAUAAGAAUCCUCCGAUUCUCAGCCAUGAAUUCGUUAUCCAGAAUCAUGCCGAUAUUGUGUCGUGUGUGGCUAUGGUGUUUGUCUUGGGAUUAAUGUUUCAGACUACUUCUCCACUAGCAUCAGUAUUUAUUGCUGUUCAGCACAAUGCUUCAGAUAUUGAAACUGCCGAGGCACCUAUGACAUACACUUACGGCAGCCGUGACUUUGCUGCAGUGUUCUUUUAUUGUCUUAUAUCCAUUGUUAUGCACGCCAUCAUCCAGGAGUAUGUUUUGGAUAAAAUAAACAGAAAACUUCAUUUAUCAAAAGUAAAGCAUAGCAAAUUCAAUGAAAGUGGCCAGCUGUUGAUAUUUACUGCUGUAUCUGCUGCUUGGGCCGUCAACAUACUUAUAAAUGAUAAUGUCAUAACAGAUAUCACAGCAUUAUGGUCAGAUUACCCAACUGGCCAUGCUCAGAUGUCAUUUAUGUUGAAAUUUUACUUCAUCAUUCAAAUGUCUUACUGGUUGCAUUGCUACCCUGAACUGUACUUCCAAAAGACCAAACGGGACGAAAUUUCGGGCAGAGUCACAACAUGCAACAUUAUACUUGAUCUUUGUAUAGCUGCUUAUGUUUUGAAUUUUGACAGGGUUUCAACCGAGUUGGACCUUGUUUUACUCAGUCUGAGAUUUGUUGAAGAAGCUAUUUUGCACAUCUGUAGAUUGCUUUAUUUUGCUGAGAAGCAUCAGCGGCUAGCACAGGCAGGUUUCAGUGUGUGGAAUGUUGUGUUUGUAAUGUCUAGGCUAGCUAGUAUCAUUGUUGCAAUUCUUACUUUCCAUUAUGGGUUGGCCAUAAAUGAAAAUCAGGUUUUAGACAUAGCUACUGGAAACUUUAAUAUUCCACUUGUAAGGUUGAAUGCAUUAAUAGCAGUGUGCUUGAUACAAGCAUGGAUGAUGUGGAAUUUCAUUCAUUUCCACUUGCGAAAACUACGAGAGCGUCAAGCUGAAGCUCUUGCCUUGCAACUAAAAGCCGUGGAAAAGAAAGUCAAGACUAAGAACAAGAAGGAUGAUUCAAAGCGCAGUUCAGAGGAGGAUGUUAGUGAGUUACCAGAAGUGGACCAGCAGACAAGAAGACGUCGAUAGGAGGAAAUGAAUUUUGGCUAUAGUGCACAAGUAUCUCGUUUACAGUUACAGUCACUUUCUGUAAUGGAAUAGUAAUGUGUAUCAAGGAAAUAUCUAAAAUUUCCUGUUGAUGAUUGUUAAGCAUAUACCAUUACAAUAAUUCUUUUAAUAUGAAUAUUUAUUAGUUUUUUACAGUAGACGAUAAAUGAUUACAAGUGAUGGUUGUAAGAAAUGCUGUUGCCUAUCUGAAGGCAAGGAUUUUGAAGUAUUUUGUAAUUUAUUACAAUGCUGUUUAUGAUUAAUUGUAAUUGUUGGAUCAUGGAGGUAAAAUAUUCUUUUGUAGGAUUGUAUAUUUCUUCAUUAAUAUGAAAGCUGUUCAGAUGUAUUUGUGCAAUUUUCAUAAGCUUUUUGUACAAGCUUCUAUAUUAUUGAGCAUAAAGUCUUAUUCUGUAAAUAUAUGCAGUUGGCCGUCGUGGGUACACUUUUAGGUUAUUUUUCAUACUGUAAAUAGCAUAUAAUAGAUCUUUUAUAAACAAUAUACUCUUAUGUAUGAUGUUUGGUAACUUGACAUUUAUAUAAUGGCUUAUAUUUUGGGUUGGGUCCUU
Macrobrachium nipponense is the source of this 1821-nucleotide messenger RNA. Its product is annotated as translocating chain-associated membrane protein 1-like. NCBI's taxonomy places the organism in Eukaryota, Metazoa, Arthropoda, Malacostraca, Decapoda, Palaemonidae. Gene Ontology annotation, biological process: SRP-dependent cotranslational protein targeting to membrane, translocation; protein insertion into ER membrane. Gene Ontology annotation, cellular component: endoplasmic reticulum membrane. The record is from RefSeq and is a predicted model, not a curated record. The coding region runs from base 95 to 1237 and encodes 380 amino acids. The transcript is spliced from 10 exons.